Molecule: messenger RNA, 2148 nt
Organism: Heteronotia binoei (common prickly gecko)
Lineage: Eukaryota; Metazoa; Chordata; Lepidosauria; Squamata; Gekkonidae
Product: pleckstrin homology domain-containing family A member 3-like
Exons: 8
Coding region: 161-1033 (290 amino acids)
Biological process (GO): retrograde transport, endosome to Golgi; receptor recycling; endosome organization
Cellular component (GO): early endosome; recycling endosome; trans-Golgi network
Source: RefSeq, a predicted model, not a curated record
ACUCUAGCAGCCAAUUGCCUCUUUUCCCUUUGGCCUCGCUCGCCCCGGUCCUUAAGUGGGCCCGCCUCCAUCCUGUUGUGUGAUUGGUUCAACUUUACCGGCGCAGAGCCCUAAUUGGCUACACUCGGCACACCGGCGAUGUCAGUAAGCCGUGCUGGUGAUGGAGGGAGCGUUGCUGAAAUGGACCAACUACCUUUCAGGUUGGCAGCCACGAUACUUUGUGCUGGAGAAUGGCAUCCUUUCGUAUUAUGACUCACAGGAUGAUGUGGGCAAGGGAAGCAAAGGUAGCAUCAAGAUGGCUGUGUGUGAGAUCAAAGUGCACACUACUGACCCCACUCGUAUGGAACUGGUCAUCCCAGGUGAACAGUACUUCUACCUGAAGGCAGGAGGGGCUGCCGAAAGACAGAAAUGGCUGGUGGCCCUGGGCAGCUCCAAGGCCUGCCUUGGAGACAGCAGAAGCCAGAAAGAGAAAGACCUGGACCUAAGCCACGAGUCUUUGGGGAGGAAGCUGUCCGAACUGCGGCUAUACUGUGAUGUGCUGACACAGCAGGUCCUGGCUGUGCAGGAGGCAACGCAUCCCCAAGACAAUGGCUCUCCGCUUGACAUUCAGAAGAUGAAUGAAGCCUCAUCCUUGCUGCGGGCUACCUGCAGCCAGUUCAUCUCCACGCUAGAAGAAUGCAUGAAAUUUGCCAAUACCCGCUUGGCUCCCGAACUCUACCAUCCUUCGGUCCCCCAGCCUUCUGAUUUUGUGGGCACCAAACUCCCACAUUCUCAUCGGGUAAGGCGUUCAAUGAGCCACACGGGUGUCGUCUCCACAGACAGAGCUUUGAAGUCGGUUCGGAUCCCUCCCAGGGGCACCGUGACAGUUCUGCGCAACCUGGAGGAGAUGGUGAUGCUCCGCUCACAGCAGUGGGGGCAGCAGAACUGCCGGUCAGAAAGCCCUACCGGCACCGUCGUUGAAGAAGCAGCUGAUGCCCCAUCACCGGCGCAAGACUCUCCAGUGGAUUCAGCCGGCAAAGACCAGCGACUGUAACCUGGACUCUGGUGCCACUUCAGCUGUUUCUGGACUGUUUGGAGCUGUCCUUACUGCUAGCUAGCUAGCUAGAACAAUUGGCCCCAGGUUCCUUCCUCUAGUUUAGGACCAGCCUGGGCCUAGAGGGCAUGUGGCCGAAUGCAUUCUGCAAGGUUGGCAGGCCUGAUGGGCAAGGAGUAGGUGCCAAGAUCUGUUCCGUUCCUCUGUCUUGUGGUUACCAGGUGUUCUUCGUUGCCGGGUUUGUUGCCAGGUGUCUCCAGGCAAUUCCCCCAGCGAGAAGGGUUAGAUUGAGGCCAGAGGUUAGAGUAGUGGCUGAACUCUGUGUUGGAUGGGUUGGCAAAGGUGAGGUGGCCUUGGGGAGAAGCAGUGGAUGCUCAGAAGGGAACUUCUGGCCAAGUUGGCCAAUGUUCCUGCCGUGGCCGUCCAGCAUCCUUGUGCUUUCGCUAGUCGUUCUUUCAGGCUCCGGGUGGCUUGUGGUCCGGGCUACCUUCAGGCCACCUCCUCAGGCUAAGAUCCAUCUUAGUGCUGCUGUCCUCCUUGCUGAUUUGGGAGGUGCUUUACUGGUGACUGGAAGGGCCAGAUUUUCAGACAGGAAGUUCCUUUCAUUCUUUUCCUUCAACAAGGAUGGCCUCGCUGUGUACAUUCUUCCUUCUCCUGAAAGCUCCUCUUCUCUUCUACACCCCCUGCCCAGUCAGCUUUGUUAUGGAGGUUGUAGUGCAGGACCUAGGGUUCCUGCUUCGUUGUCCUUGCUUCUCUUUAGCCCUGUGCUGAGGCAGUGCAUAGCCAAUGCUCGAUUUAGAAAGAGACAUCUCUCUGGACAUCUGGCCUCCACAGCAACAUUUGGUUCCUCCCACCUGCACAGCACAGAGGGCAGGGGGUCACACCCCACCCCAAACCAGAUAUGAAAUAAUUCCCCUCUCUCAACUUCUUCAGGUUUGUGUGAAUUUCUGUGUCUCGUGGCACUGUCUUUUAUUUUAUUUUUUUUCUACAGCAGCAUGGCGAGAUCUUGAGUGGUUGUGUGUGUCUCUCUCUCUCUCUGGAGCCCAUUCAUGCAGAGAGAUCUCUGCCAAAGAUCAGACUCUAAUUUUGAAUGAAGACUCUAAUUUUGAAACAAA